GGGUGACUCUUGUCUGAGUUCUUCAGGAAAGAAACGCUAAAACUCUUCUGAACUCAUAUUGUGAGUUUCAGAAGAACUGAAUCUACUACAGAGAGGAUAACUGAAGAAGAGAGAAGAAUGAAGAUCUUCUGGACUUUCACUCUGAUGAUUCCUGGUGUGUUGAGCUCCAUCAGUGUGACAGGAUAUUUGGGAGAAGGAGUCAACAUCACAUGCAGAUAUGAUAGAGGAUAUACAGACAAUGACAAGUAUUUUUGUAAAGGACAGAAUCCAGGAUGCACUGACCUCAUCAAGAUGAAUAAAAAAAAUGGUGAAAAACGGGUUGAUUCUGGAAGAUUCUCUAUGUAUGAUGACCCAAGUGCCGCAUUUUUUACUGUGACCAUCAGAGAUGUGAGUGAACAGGAUUCUGGGACGUACCAGUGUGCAGUUGAUAAAACUUUGGCUGCAGAUGUCUACAGUGAAGUGAAGCUAAAUAUUGUAGCAGCUUAUCCUUCUGUUGACCCCUGCUACAACUACACUGUGCUGGACGAUCCAUGGAGAGCCAACAGCAGUCAGCCAUCAAAUUCUUACAAGUGUGACCAGUCAGUCUCCUGGAGCGGCUGGUAUCGUUUCUUCAUUAACGGUCUGAGUGCUCAGAUCCCAGACACAUGUGUUGAUGAGUACAGCUGUGGCACUCAAGUCCCACUGUGGAUUCGUGGUGGACACCCAACAGUUCAAGAUGGAGUCGUCACUCGAGGUGUCUGUGGUCACGCUUACAGUUACUGCUGCUAUUACGGGGCUUACCCCAUUAAAGUCAAAGCCUGUCCAGGCAACUAUUAUGUCUAUGAGCUGGUUCGUCCCAAAGAUCGCAAUUUAGCAUACUGUGCAGUUGUUACUAACAUCAGCAGCACUCAUACAACAGUCGCACCAGAGACAAGCUCAGCUGUUGUUACUAACAUCAGCAGGACUCAUACAACAGUCGCACCAGAGACAAGCUCAGCUGGUGAAUUUUUAUUAGUCACAGCUUAUCCUUCUGUUGACCCCUGCUACAACUACACUGUGCUGGACGAUCCAUGGAGAGCCAACAGCAGUCAGCCAUCAAAUUCUUACAAGUGUGACCAGUCAGUCUCCUGGAGAGGCUGGUAUCGUUUCUUCAUUAACGGUCUGAGCGCUCAGAUCCCAGACACAUGUGUUGAUGAGUACAGCUGUGGCACUCAUAUCCCACUGUGGAUUCAUGAUGGACACCCAACAGUUCAAGAUGGAGUCAUCACUCGAGGUGUCUGUGGUCACGCUUACAGUUACUGCUGCUAUUACGGGGCUUACCCCAUUAAAGUCAAAGCCUGUCCAGGCAACUAUUAUGUCUACGAGUUGCUUAGUCCAACUAUCUGCAAUUCAGCCUACUGUGCAGUUGUUAACAUCAGCAGGACUCAUACAACAGUCGCACCAGAGACAAGCUCAGCUGUUAGAGAUAUAAAGGUGCCAGAAGACUGCAACAGUGAGACCCCUGGAGGAUGUUUUCAAAAUAUUUUUGAGCAGAUCGAGAACGUCAGUGCUCAAGUGCUUCCUUUAAAUACUGUGACAAACUUUUUGACUGUGGCCUUCAACGCUUCAGAGAAGAUUGUAGAGUCAUCAUCAUCAGCAAGCCCAACUGAACUAGCCUCUUAUGGAAACCGUGUGUUAAAAACUAGUGAGAAGCUCAUUUCUACAUUAGUGAAGCCGACAGACACAAGUGCCAGUGUCAAUUUUACUCUUCCUGCUGUAGUUAGAGAUAUAAAGGUGCCAGAAGACUGCAACAGUGAGACCCCUGGAGGAUGUUUUCAAAAGAUUUUUGAGCAGAUUGAGACAAUCAAAGAUCAAGUGCUUCCUUUAAAUACUGUGACAAACAUUUUCACUGUGGCCUUCAACGCUUCAGCGAAGAUUGUAGAGUCAUCAUCAUCAGCAAGCCCAACUGAACUAGCCUCUUAUGGAAACCGUGUGUUAAAAACUAGUGAGAAGCUCAUUUCUACAUUAGCGAAGCCGACAGUCACAAGUGCCAGUGUCAGUUUUACUCUUCCUGCUGUAGAGGGUCAAGUCUUCAUGAUUGGACCACAGGUCACCUUAAAUAAAAUCCCUCGACUUGCAAUGACAAAUUCUUCUGUGGACAUCGAUCUCAUUGGGAUAUCCAAGAACAACAUUGAAAGAUCAGCUGCUGUGGCUUUCAUGAGCUACGUCACGAUGGAGAAUCUACUGAAGCCAGACUUCUUCAAUACUUCAAAUGACACAGUUAAAACCAUGAUGUCCACUGUGAUCUCAGUUACUCUUCCCAAAACCACCAACACUAAACUCACCAAACCAGUCAACUUCACCUUCAGACACAUCAGAGAGUUUGAUCCCAGUGGUUCUCUGUCCUGUGUGUACUGGAAUAUCAAUGAGUGGAUUGUAGAUGGUUGUUCUGUUUUAGAGUUCAACAGCAGCUACACUGUGUGUUCCUGUGAUCAUCUGUCCACAUUCGCUCUCAUCAUGCAAACCAGCCGCCAACCAGAGAGUCAAAACCCUGGAGGAUGUUUUCAAAAUAUUUUUGAGCAGAUUGAGACGAUCAAAGAUCAAGUGCUUCCUUUAAAUACUGUGACAAACUUUUUGACUGAGGCCUUCAACGCUUCAGAGAAGAUUGUAGAGUCAUCAUCAUCAGCAAGCCCAACUGAACUAGCCUCUUAUGGAAACCGUGUGUUAAAAACUAGUGAGAAGCUCAUUUCUACAUUAGUGAAGCCGACAGUCACAAGUGCCAGUGUCAAUUUUACUCUUCCUGCUGUAGAGGGUCAAGUCUUCAUGGUUGGACCACAGGUCAACUUAAAAAAAAUCCCUCGUCUUGCAAUGACAAAUUCUUCUGUGGACAUCGAUCUCAUUGGGAUAUCCAAGAACAACAUUGAAAGAUCAGCUGCUGUGGGUUUCAUGAGCUAUGUCACGAUGGAGAAUCUACUGAAACCAGACUUCUUCAACACAUCAAAUGACAAAGUUAAAACCAUGAUGUCCACUGUGAUCUCAGUUACUCUUCCCAAAACCACCAACACUAAACUCACCAAACCAGUCAACUUCACCUUCAGACACAUCAGAGAGUUUGAUCCCAGUGGUUCUCUGUCCUGUGUGUACUGGAAUAUCAAUGAGUGGAUUGUAGAUGGAUGUUCUGUUUUAGAGACCAACAGCAGCUACACUGUGUGUUCCUGUGUUCAUCUGUCCACAUUCGCUCUCAUCAUGCAAACCAGCCGCCCACCAGAGAGUCAAACCCCUGGAGGAUGUUUUCAAAAUAUUUUUGAGCAGAUCGAGAACAUCAGUGCUCAAGAGUUUCCUUUAAAUGCUGUGACAAACCUUUUGACUGAGGCCUUCAACGCUUCAGAGAAGAUUGUAGAGUCAUCAUCAUCAGCAAGCCCAACUGAACUAGCCUCUUAUGGAAACCGUGUGUUAAAAUCUAGUGAGAAGCUCAUUUCUACAUUAGUGAAGCCGACAGUCACAAGUGCCAGUGUCAAUUUUACUCUUCCUGCUGUAGAGGGUCAAGUCUUCAUGGUUGGACCACAGGUCACCUUAAAUAAAAUCCCUCGACUUGCAAUGACAAAUUCUUCUGUGGACAUCGAUCUCAUUGGGAUAUCCAAGAACAACAAUGGAUCAGCUGCUGUGGCUUUCAUGAGCUACGUCACGAUGGAGAAUCUACUGAAGCCAGACUUCUUCAACACAUCAAAUGACACAGUUAAAACCAUGAUGUCCACUGUGAUCUCAGUUACUCUUCCCAAAACCACCAACACUAAACUCACCAAACCAGUCAACUUCACCUUCAGACACAUCAGAGAGUUUGAUCCCAGUGGUUCUCUGUCCUGUGUGUACUGGAAUAUCAAUGAGUGGAUUGUAGAUGGAUGUUCUGUUUUAAAGACCAACAGCAGCUACACUGUGUGUUCCUGUGAUCAUCUGUCCACAUUUGCUCUCAUCAUGCAAACCAGCUGCGCACCAGAGAGUGACUCAUUGGUGGAGCUGUUGAAUUUGGUGUGUGUGAUAGUGGGGCUGGUGUUCUUCAGUUUGGCCCUGUUGACCUUUGCCCUUUGUCAGUGGAGUCCUUUAGUGAAUAAUGUGGCUCGAAUCAACAUCUGCAUCAGUCUUCUGCUGGCUCACCUUGUGUUCCUGCUCACACAGCCGUUCCUGAGCCUCAUACGGCACCAGCAGGUGUUGUGUGCAGUGAUCUCAGGCCUUCUGCACUUCCUUUUUCUCUCCGGCUUUGUGUGGAUGUUCAUUGAAGCUGUGCUGCUCUUCAUCUGUGUGAAGAACCUAUCAAAGAUCAGCUCUAAAAAGAGGAUGAUGCUUAACACUGGAUUCCUGUGUGUGAUUGGAUAUGUGGUUGCUCUGGUUGUGGUGUGUGUGUCUGUCGGUCUGGUUCCUGAAGGCUACGGCAGCAAAGACUGCUGGAUUAAAAUCGAUAAAGGCUUCAUCUGGAGUUUUCUUGGUCCUGUUUGUGUCAUACUAGCAUCAAACACGAUUCUCUUCAUCAACAUUGUCAUCAGUCUGAACUCAGCUCUCAGAAGUCUAAAUGCUGAAGUUUCACAGAUUAAGCAAACCAAGAUUAUGGUGUUUAAAACACUGGCUCAGUUUGUGGUUCUUGGUUGCCCCUGGAUUCUGGGUUUCUUCUCUAAUAACAGUAAAGUGCUGGAGAUCCUCUUUCUGAUUUUGAACUCCCAGCAGGGAACCUUCAUCUUCCUGAUCUACUGUGUCCUCAAUAAUAAGGUCAGGGAGCAGUACAGAAAGUUCUUCAGAUGUCUUUGCUCAAAAAACACAGAGGACCACAGCAUCACGUUCAGAAUAAUAACCACUGAAUAAGUAAUAAGUAAUAAAUUCUGCUCAAGUGCCAUUAAUAUACAGCUGAUUUUAUGUAGCAAAUGUUUUUGUAUGCUAAAUGUUAUAGUCUCAGAUU
Messenger RNA from Carassius auratus (goldfish), 4903 nucleotides. RefSeq lists its product as uncharacterized. Gene Ontology annotation, cellular component: plasma membrane. Gene Ontology annotation, molecular function: G protein-coupled receptor activity. Gene Ontology annotation, biological process: adenylate cyclase-activating G protein-coupled receptor signaling pathway; cell surface receptor signaling pathway. The transcript is spliced from 32 exons. The record is from RefSeq and is a predicted model, not a curated record. Lineage: Eukaryota; Metazoa; Chordata; Actinopteri; Cypriniformes; Cyprinidae. Bases 118 to 4809 code for a protein of 1563 amino acids.